AUGGGUUGUGGUGCAAGUACGCCAAUUGACGAUGAACAAGAUCCCUUUUUGCAAGACAAGCAAAUCAAUGAUGCCAUCGAGCAAUCUUUGCAUUUGAACAAAGCCAAUUCCAAAAACGGCGUUAAAUUGUUGUUGUUGGGAGCUGGUGAAAGUGGAAAAUCGACUGUUUUAAAACAACUCAAGUUAUUACACAAGGGUGGGUUCAGUCAACAAGAACGAAUGCAAUAUUCAAAUAUCAUAUGGUGUGAUGUCAUUCAAAGUAUGAAGAUCCUAAUCAUACAAGCUCGUAAGUUGAAGAUUCCUCUAGAUUGUGAUAAGCCAAACAGUGCAUUGAUUCCAUUCAAACGAUGCGUGUUGAGAAGUGACGCUUUGACUCAAAUUGACACUAGUAUUGCUGGAGGGACAAACUUCUUGGAUGAUUAUAUCUUGAAGUAUGAUGAAAAAACCAAAAUGAAGCGGAAGUUGAACAGCACGGGAGUGGUUCAAUUCUUGGGUGAUCCUGAUCAGCUCAACACUUCAAAUGCCGAUGAUGGUGAAGACGGAAUUGACCCAGAGAUACGAGAUGAAGUUUUGUCUGGUAUACCACAAGCGUCCGGUGGCAGCGCUAGCGAACAGCAAUCUCGAUACUCGCGUCGUGAUAUCGCUGAAUCAAUACAUCAAUUAUGGACCAAUGAUGCUGGGAUUAAAAAGUGCUUUGAACGAUCAAAUGAAUUUCAGUUUGAAAGCAGUGCCGAAUACUAUUUCGACAAUGUGUUCAACUUUGCAGAUCCUAGUUACUUGUGUUCUGAUUUGGAUAUUUUAAAAGGGAGGAUCAAAACCACAGGGAUUACCGAGACAAACUUUACCAUCAACUCAUUCCAGUUCAAAGUGUUGGAUGCCGGUGGACAGCGAAGCGAACGUAAAAAAUGGAUCCACUGCUUUGAUAAUAUCACGGCAGUUUUGUUUGUGUUGGCCAUAAAUGAAUAUGAUCAAAUGUUAUUUGAAGAUGAGCGAGUGAACCGUAUGCAUGAAUCAAUCAUACUAUUCGAUCAAUUGUGUAACUCGAAAUGGUUUGCCAACACUCCGUUCAUUUUGUUCUUGAACAAGAUCGAUAUAUUUGAGGAAAAGAUCAAACGUAAUCCAUUGGAGAGGUAUUUCCCUGAUUAUACAGGUAAGAAUGAUGAUGUUAAUGAAGCUCUCAAAUUUUUUGAAACCAAUUUCUUAAAGAUGAACAGAACAAAUAAGCCGAUAUAUGUUCAUCGAACUUGUGCUACUGAUACAAAGUCAAUGAAGUUUGUCUUGAGUGCCGUUGCCGACAUUGUUAUUCAACUGAAUUUGAAAAAGAGUGGUAUCAUGUGA
Messenger RNA from Lodderomyces theae, 1338 nucleotides. RefSeq names its product guanine nucleotide-binding protein subunit alpha (gene CAG1). Lineage: Eukaryota; Fungi; Ascomycota; Pichiomycetes; Serinales; Debaryomycetaceae. The transcript has a single exon. Gene Ontology annotation, biological process: G protein-coupled receptor signaling pathway. Gene Ontology annotation, molecular function: GTP binding; GTPase activity; G-protein beta/gamma-subunit complex binding. Bases 1 to 1338 code for a protein of 445 amino acids. Gene Ontology annotation, cellular component: heterotrimeric G-protein complex. The record is from RefSeq and is a predicted model, not a curated record.